AUGAUAUUCUUAUUUGCAGCUUACUGCUGCAUUCUCUUGAUUGUAUUCUCUCAAGCUGUAUCAUCUUUUAGCUCACCAUUGGAUAUUUCUAAACAAAACCACCUAGCCUCUAAUUCAACUGGAGUCCUCGAUGUCUUCCAGGUGUAUCAGCCUAUUCCAUUUGCAGAAGAUGGUGCUCGCUGCAAUAUAACUCUUCUUCUUAUGGAACAUGAGUUUGCCUAUAGCUAUGGGAUCUAUGAGCCUCCUGAGUGUGAUUUUGAUACAGUGCGAAUCAAAUUGACCGUCACCUCGAAAGGUCGCCAGUUUGAUCGAUUGGGCUUGAUGUUUCUGGGAGAUACUGAAGUAUUCCGAACAUCUACUGCUGAACCUACUGCUAGUGGGAUACUGUGGACAUACGUCAAGGAGGUAUCGCAGUACAUUUCGCUUUGGAAGCAACCGCAGAAGCUCAUAUUCGACCUUGGUAACCUUGUGAACGAUAUCUACACCGGAUCCUUCUCCGUUAUUCUGAAGGCACACUUCUCAUACGAGAACAAUGUUCAAACCCCAAAUGUCAUCCUGCCAAUAUCUGCAAGGAAGUCCGCAUCCAAUUCUUCGAGCGCUUUUUCGUUACCGUCUGAUAAAGCUGCUGUUAGAUACAAGAUCCCCGCUGCUGCUUCGCGGGCUGUUGUGUCUAUUUCUGCAUGUGGACAAUCGGAAGAAGAAUUUUGGUGGUCGAAUGUCUUAUCGUCUGACACAAAUACAUUUCGCAGCACAGUUGGUCCGCUGUAUGGCUACUCCCCGUUCCGUGAAGUACAGCUCUACAUAGACGGAACUAUCGCAGGCGUUGUUUGGCCAUUUCCCAUAAUUUUUACCGGAGGGGUUGCUCCUGGCUUUUGGCGGCCCAUUGUAGGCAUUGAUGCAUUCGAUCUUAGGCAGCCAGAGAUUGAUAUUUCGCCGUUUCUCCCUGUGCUCACCGACGGACAAGAGCAUUUGUUUGAAAUAAGGGCCGUUGGUCUGAACGUCUCAAGCGACGGGACUGCUACUCUGUCAGAUUCAGUGGGUUCAUACUGGGUCGUCACUGGGACUGUUUUUCUCUACCUGGACAAGGACUCUGCGCCGAAUCACCCUAGCCAAGCCAUCACAGUAGAUGCACCAGCACCGCGAUUUGAGGUUACACGGGAUCUCAUCCAAAACGAGGCAGGAGUAAAUGAAUCGCUCUCAUACUCAGUCACUGCCCAAAGAAUACUCAAGAUAUCAUCUUCUGGUUUCUCAUGGAGUCAGAAUCUCACAUACUCCAAUGUUGGCCUGUUAUGGGAGGAAGGUAUCAGCCAAGUAAAUACACAGAUAACAACUGGGGAGAAUUUGGCGCAACACGGGGCCAAUGGGGAACAGAGUAAAGUCUCUUUCCACUAUCCCUUGCGUGUUAAUACGACAUAUAGGACCGUCGGUGGUACUACUACUAUUCAUGCUACGAUGCAGAGAGGUCUUCACUUCUCGGCCUUUGGGCUUCCGGGAAUCUCCACAUAUACAUUAGCUUCAAGGCCGUCAUGGCUGUAUACAACGCAAUCUGGGGAAGCAUUUCAACAAACUACCGGAACUUAUAGUGACACUAUCGAUGACUUUGAGAGCUUCGCGAACGGAGAACGUUACCACAGACACGUCAGGGCGGCCAAUGGCAGCGUCAUCGAGAUCAAUGGUUUACCUCAGGGAUAUACCCCCAGGGUUGUGUCUCAAGGACCAGGCAGAGAUAGUAUUAGAAGUAUCUUGGGAAGAGGGCCAAGUGAACUAUUGUUAGGCUAA
Messenger RNA from Monascus purpureus, 1779 nucleotides. The record is from the annotation of a GenBank genome assembly. Lineage: Eukaryota; Fungi; Ascomycota; Eurotiomycetes; Eurotiales; Aspergillaceae.